Molecule: messenger RNA, 1450 nt
Organism: Melozone crissalis (California towhee)
Lineage: Eukaryota; Metazoa; Chordata; Aves; Passeriformes; Passerellidae
Gene: C3AR1
Product: complement C3a receptor 1
Exons: 1
Coding region: 36-1151 (371 amino acids)
Biological process (GO): phospholipase C-activating G protein-coupled receptor signaling pathway; chemotaxis; inflammatory response
Cellular component (GO): plasma membrane
Molecular function (GO): G protein-coupled receptor activity; complement component C5a receptor activity
Source: RefSeq, a predicted model, not a curated record
UGCUACUAAUUUCCUUUCUGUUUUACAGCUGCAGAAUGCCUCAAGCCCUGGGCAAUAGCAGUUCACAGGAACAGGCUGCUGUGUAUUAUGCAUCAGAAUCAAUUGUCUGCAUUGCUAUCUUCACCAUCGUUUUCAUCAUAGGUAUCCCAGGCAAUGGGGUGGUGAUCUGGGUAGCUGGUCUGAAAAUGAAAAGGUCUGUGAACACUGUCUGGUUCCUAAACCUGGCUGUGGCUGACAUCAUGUGCUGCUUGUCCUUGCCAUUUUUCAUUGUUCACCUGGCCCUUCAUGAACACUGGCCUUAUGGCCGGUUCCUCUGCAAAGUCAUUCCAUCAGUCAUAAUCUUCACCAUGUUUGCUAGUGUCUUCCUACUCGUGGCCAUCAGCAUUGAUCGGUGCCUCCUGGUGAUGAAACCUGUCUGGUGUCAGAACCACCGAACAGUGAAAUUUAUAUCGCUCAUAUGCAGUGGCAUUUGGAUGCUGGCCUUUAUUUUCUGCUGCCCUGUCUUCUACUACCGUGAGACAAGCACUUACGAAGGCAAAACAGAGUGUGGGUACAAUUCUGGAGUUGAUGAUUACAUAGAUGAUCCUGUAAAUGUAUCUGUAAAUGUGUCUGUAAAUGAGUUAUGGGACUACUCAACCUACAAUGGUAGUGACUUGUGGGCAGACAUCAACGAAGGUAAUGAUUCUGUACCCCUUGCCUCAGCAGUAAUAAACAUCACUAGGGCUGUCUUUGGCUUUUUGCUGCCCUUUGGCAUAAUGGCAGUUUGCUACGCCCUCAUUGUUUUCAGAACACAUGCAAACCAGUUUCACAAGUCACGCAACAGGACACUGCGAACAAUUGUGUGCGUGGUAGCAGCAUUCUUCAUCUGCUGGGCUCCAUACCAUGUAGUUGGGAUGCUCUUCGUUGUACCUAGCCUUCGAACAAGGCUGAUGGAGUCACUGAUCCUGUGGGACCACCUCUCUACAGCACUUGCAUACACCAACAGCUGCAUCAACCCCCUGCUUUAUGUUUUUGUGGGACGGGACUUCAGGGCAAAGGUGCGGCAAUCGAUGCAAAGAAUCUUGGAAAGUGCCUUUAGUGAGGAACUCACAUCUUCAACUCUUCACAAAAGCCAGACUUCAGCAGACAAGAACCUGAGCAGCACCUUGUAAUGCAGGACUUCCUAUCACCACUGUAGAAGGAACAAGCUAUAGCGCUGCACAUCAAUCACUCUCUGCUUAGCAGGUGGUUUUGUUCCAAUAUGUUUGAUUAAUCUGCAGCUCCAACCUAGGACCCUGCAAGCAUUCAGCUCAUGACAGAUAUAUCCUACACUAGAGAGAUGGGAAGUUGGAAGCACCAAGAGCAAUAAUCUGAGGGAUGACUGGUGAAGCAGAAGACACAGUAUUUUAACCUACACAGACUAUUUUAAGAAAGCAGGGCUGGCUACAGAUUUGUGGUGGGAAUCAUGUAG